Molecule: messenger RNA, 1974 nt
Organism: Pipistrellus nathusii (Nathusius's pipistrelle)
Lineage: Eukaryota; Metazoa; Chordata; Mammalia; Chiroptera; Vespertilionidae
Source: the annotation of a GenBank genome assembly
AUGGCUAUAACCCUGCAGCCCAGUGACCUGAUCUUCGAGUUUGCAAGCAACGGGAUGGAUGAUAUACACCAGCUGGAAGACCCCUCAGUAUUCCCCGCUGUGAUCGUGGAGCAGGUACCCUACCCCGAAUUACUGCAUCUGUAUUCAGGACUGGAGCUAGAAGACGGUCACAACGGCAUCAUAACGGACAGGACCUUGUGCAUGACACAGGAUCAGAUACUGGAGGGCAGUUUCAUGGUGGCAGAUGAAAAUGAAGCAACCUCACAAACCAUGUCAACCACUGAAGUCUUGCUCAAUGUUGAGUCUCCCAACAACAUCCUGGAUGAGAAACAGAUUUUCAGCACCUCUGAAAUGCUUCCGGACUCAGACCCUGCGCCAGCCACCACUCUGCCCAACUACCUGUUUCCUGUCUCUGAGCCCAAUGCCCUGAACAGCGCUGGUAACACUGGUGACCAGGAGGGGCAGUCCCUGGAGGAGCAGGUCUCCAAAGAGGAAAGUGCCAAGAAGACUGGGAAAUCAAAGAAGAGAAUCCGGAAGACAAAGGGCAACCGCAGUACCUCGCCUGUCACUGACCCCAGCAUCCCCAUUCGGAAGAAAUCUAAGGAUGGCAAAGGCAACACCAUAUAUCUGUGGGAGUUCCUCCUGGCACUUCUGCAAGACAGGAACACCUGCCCCAAGUACAUCAAGUGGACCCAGAGAGAGAAAGGCAUCUUCAAGCUGGUGGACUCCAAAGCUGUGUCAAAGCUCUGGGGGAAGCAGAAGAACAAGCCUGACAUGAACUACGAGACAAUGGGGAGGGCUCUAAGGUAUUACUACCAAAGGGGCAUCCUUGCCAAAGUGGAAGGGCAGAGGCUGGUGUACCAGUUUAAAGAGAUGCCCAAGGAUUUAGUGGUGAUUGAAGAUGAGGACGAGAAAAGCGAAGUGGCAGAGGCAUCCCCUAAGGCCUCCACCUCCACCAGCACUACCCGGCGAGCCAGCUCCAGGGUCUCAUCCAGAGCCGCUCCCCAGGGCAAGGGCAGCCCUCCCUGGGAGAAGCCGAAGGUUCAGCAGGUCGGUCUGCAGUCAUCUGCAAGUCUGGAAUUGGGCCUGUCUCCAGAUGAGGAGAUUCCCACUACCUCCACUGUGCUGGUUUCUCCACCAGAGGGCCAGGCUAAACUCACCAAAGCUGUGAGCGCUUCGUCAGUGCCUGGCAACAUCCACCUAGGAGUGGCCCCUGUGGGGUCAGCCUCGGCCUUGACCCUGCAGACGAUCCCCCUGACUACAGUGCUCACCAAUGGCCCUCCUGCCAGUACUACUGCUUCGACCCAGCUCGUUCUCCAGAGUGUUCCACCUGCUUCGACCUUCAAGGACACCUUCACUUUGCAGGCCUCUUUCCCCCUGAAUGCCAGCUUCCAGGAGGGCCAGGUGGCAGCACCGGGGACCCCACUGAUUCUCAGUGGCCUCCCCCAACUUCUGGCUGGGGCCAACCGUUCGACCAAUCCAACAGCAGGCUCUGUUGCAGGGGCUGGAGUAGCAGGCCCCAGCUCUCAGCCCCCGGGGACUGUCAUUGCUGCCUUCAUCAGGACUUCCAGUGCCACAGCAGCCCCUGGGGUCAAGGAUGGGUCGCUGAGACCCAACUCAUAUGUGCAGGGCAUGGUGACUGGGGCCCCCAUGGAGGGGCUGCUGGUUCCUGAAGAGACCCUGAGGGAGCUUCUGAGGGAUCAGGCUCACCUUCAGCCACUUCCAACCCAUGUGGUUUCAAGGGGCUCCCACAAUCUGAGUCUUCUGGGAAACCAGACUUUCUCUCCUCCCAGCCGCCCCACUGUUGGGCUGACCCCGGUGGCUGAACUUGAGCUCUCCUCAGGCUCAGGGUCCCUGGUGAUGGCUGAGCCUAGUGUGACCACAUCUGGGACCGUGCUGACUAAAUCCCCAACCCCAGCCCCCUUCCCAUUCAACCCCACUUCGCUCAUUAAAACGGAGCCCCACAACAUAUAA